Saitoella complicata NRRL Y-17804 is the source of this 2904-nucleotide messenger RNA. Its product is annotated as Sfi1-domain-containing protein. Bases 182 to 2821 code for a protein of 879 amino acids. The transcript has 2 exons. The record is from RefSeq and is a predicted model, not a curated record. NCBI's taxonomy places the organism in Eukaryota, Fungi, Ascomycota, Saitoellomycetes, Saitoellales, Saitoellaceae.
CGUCCCUGCACGUUCCGCUGUUGCCAAAGUCGCGAAGUUCGAUCGCGUCUCCCGAAAUUGCCCAGGUGCGCUUCCCACCAUACACCGCCGGUACUGUACGCACUCCCUCGUACAUCCAGGUUCAUCAACAAUCUAUACACCGCCGCGGUCAUGACAACCUUGUGAUCCGAUCGCCGCCCGUAUGAAUUCUCGCCGCUCUCGACAUGCCGGCAGGGAGCAAGACCAUGCCGAACAAUCUUAUAAUGGAUCAAACGGCCACCUCUCCGUACAAUCGCAAUCACAUGGGUAUACAGCGAAAGAUCUGGAUAUCCUGCGGGAAAUUGCCGACCUAGCAUCAUCAACGCCGGGCGACUCAUCCUUCACGCCAGUUUGGAGCGCAUACAACACCGUACUCAAGGCGCAUCGGAUAGAUACCGCCUACGAUGGGGUGUAUUUUCCCUUGAUGAUGAAGUUGCUAAAGGUCGAGGGCGAUACCUAUCAAGAAAAGCUUCAGAGCAUACUAAAGCAAUUGGCCGGCACCAUUGAAACGUCCACUCAUGCCUCAGUAUUCGAAACGUCACGACAAAGGGAAGCGCACCAGCCUCGUCGACAAGCUCCUACAGAUCCCAACCCCUCCACACGGACUCACUAUGCCUACUCAGAAACAUCGCCUACAGUGGACUAUAGAACACCACCGCUUGGAGCGAACGGAUUUGCUACGCCGCCCCAUCGCAUAUUACCCGAAAAUUUGGCCAUUGCGCGUAAAUCACACUCAGUCCGCCCUGUGUCCGAGGAAAUGCAUGCGUAUAGGAAGCAGCUCCUCGAGGAGUUUCUCAAAUCAAAGUUGCGUCGGUAUCUGUACCUUUGGCGGCAGAGUGCACGUCGUUUAUCAACGUACCAUUCACGUCAAGACAGGCUUGCCCUCCGACAUGACCGGCGAACGUUAAUGCUUCAGUCAUUGGCAAUCUGGCACGAUAAGCACGCCUUUUACAUGAUGAUGACGAGAAAGACGGCUAAAGCCCGGAACUUGUUGUUGUUGGAACGUUGUUUUGCUUGGUGGAAGCAAAGGACACAGACAUCUCUUGAACAGCGUGAGCGAAUGCGUGAUGCGCUCCUCGUACGCAGGCAUCUUCACGCUUGGAAGCACAUUAUCGAGCGCGAUAAUGAAAAAGCGCUGCAAUUCAGGCUGAAGAGCGUUUGGAGUAAAUGGCACAAAAAAGCUUCUGCGCUGCGGGGUAAACGGUCUUCGGCAUUGACUAAAUAUAAGCAUGACCUUGUGAAGCGGACAUGGAAGGCGUGGUUCUAUAAAGCAUGCGCAAAUCGUGCAUCAGUGUAUCACAACGUCAAGAUCGGACGGGAGUUGUUGGGCCUAUGGAUCACCAGGACCAGGGACGUAGCAUGCAAAACUCGGGGAGGUCAACGAUAUUACAAAAAGACACUGGCAGCUGCUGUACUUGAUAGAUGGCGGUCACGAACCCUUGAAGUUACUAAGAUGUCUGCUGAGGCAGAUGAGGUCUCUACAGUGAGCACCGCGCGGGCCGCUCUGCAUACCUGGAGGAACACGGCGCGCUUGCAAGAGAACUUGCACGUAAUUCGGGGGAAUCUUGACGACAAUUUGAAGGCCACAGCAUUCGUUACUUGGAGGGAUCGGUGCAGAAACGUACAGGUAGCAACGACGUUCGCCUACCAAUCCUUACUCCGAACAACCUUCACGGCUUGGUUGAAUGAGGCAAGAGCAAACAAAUUUCUUGAGCAAUCAGAGGACCGAUUAAUGAGACACGUGAUACAACAGUUAUCACUGUUCGCGCGUCUGCGUUCCUUCGAACGACACCGAGAUCAACACCUCGUUAUGCGUGCAUUUGGCAGCUGGCUCGACCGUGUUCGCAUUACACAUGAGCGUACCGACUUAAUGUGUCGGACUUUGCAGCGAAAGCUGAACAAGAAGUUGAAAGAAGAAAUUCUUGCAAUGUGGCAAGACAAGUACGAAGAAGGACGAAGACGCGAGGCCGUCGCACAUUCUCGAUACAGCGCUUCCAUCGCCAAGAAUGCGUUCUCUCUUUGGCGUUCGUCGUUUGAAGAAAAGAAGAAGUACAAAGAGAUGGCCGACCAUGCAUCGCAAUAUUUUGUCUUCAAGAAAUACCUGCAAAUAUGGCAAGAAGUGCACGAGACGACUGUGCGAAACCGCCGCGCAGAGCAGACCCUUGUCGCCAAGGAGCAUCACGAGGGCCGACUCAGCAGGAUUGCGCUCCAAUCUUGGACGACGAAAAUCAUCCUGCUUCGAGAGAUGCAGAAGGAAGCGUGUGACAAAGAAACGAGCAUGAACAACGCACUAUGCAGUAAACUGCUCACAAGGUGGCGUGAAAAACUCGAAGACGUUCGUGAGGCGGAUGCGAGAGCUGAACUAACGUCUGAGCGGCAUCUGAAAAAUGCAGUCUUCAAAACAUGGAGGGAGUCAUUUGACAAACUGCAAGAACUCAAGGCAAUAGCGAACGAACAAAGCCUUAGCCGCGACUUAGCGGCAUGCAAAAUUGCCUUGCGAUCAUGGGGAAUGCUGUUAUUCCGGAUACGCGGGGCCACUGAGCAGGCUGAAAGGUUUGCCGCUCGAAGAGAUCACAUCCUGCUUGGCGUCAUGUGGCGGAUAUGGAGGAAAAAGUUACGACCGGGGAAUGAUACGACUAUACUCACGGACGGGACAAGCGAAGGAUCGGUUGCAAGUACUCCGACACGUCGUGGAAACGGGUUGAACCUAGCGCGGUCGCUAUUGGAAGAUGUCAGGACACCUGUCCAUAGCCGUGGUUAUUCGAGAUUCCGGAGACCAACAGCAAGAGGUCCAUCUACGUGACAUGUUGUCGAGCGACCUAGUAAUCAUAUUUCCUCAUCAAUUCAAUGUCAUGCCCCCAUUUUAAAGUUGAAGCUUGUCCGUGC